AUGAGCUCUGCCAGGGUGACCCGGAGUGGCAGGAAAGCGCUGGAGAGUGGUGAGUCUGACAAGCUGCCCUCUAGAGGGAUACGGGGGAAGAAGGGGGUUCAAGUCGUAUAUGACUCAGCAGAGGACGUGGAGAAGAAGCUGAAGUGGGAGCCUCCAAACUGGCAGAAACACUUGGAGAACAUCAGGCAGAUGAGACGUGGACGGGACGCCCCGGUGGAUCAGAUGGGAGCUGAGAAGUGUUUUGAUCAGAACGCUGCCCCAGAGGUGAUGCGUUACCAGGUCCUGCUCUCCUUGAUGCUGUCCAGCCAGACAAAGGAUCAGGUGACCUCGGCGGCCAUGACCAAGCUACGGGAGCACGGGCUGACCGUACAGAAGAUUUUGGAGACAGGCGAGGAGACUUUGGGGAAGCUUAUUUAUCCAGUAGGAUUCUGGAAGAGCAAAGUAAAGUACAUCAAGCAGACCACUGAGAUCCUGCGGGAGAAAUACGGGGGCGACAUACCCGAUAACGUAGCCGAAUUGGUGAAACUUCCCGGGGUGGGCCCCAAAAUGGCUCAUCUGGUCAUGGACAUCGCUUGGAACAAGGUAUCGGGGAUCGGUGUGGACACUCAUGUACAUCGAAUUUCUAACCGACUUAAGUGGGUGAAGAAAGAGACCAAGAGCCCAGAAGACACUCGGGUGGCCCUUGAAGACUGGAUGUCCAGGGAUCUUUGGAGUGAAAUUAACUGGCUGUUAGUGGGGUUUGGCCAGCAAAUAUGCCUCCCUGUGUCCCCUCGAUGUUCCGAAUGUCUGAACAGAGACAUCUGUCCAGGAGCCAAGAAGAAGAAAGAUUUUUUUUUAUAG
This is a messenger RNA of Nanorana parkeri, 840 nucleotides long. RefSeq names its product nth like DNA glycosylase 1 (gene NTHL1). Gene Ontology annotation, biological process: nucleotide-excision repair; base-excision repair; base-excision repair, AP site formation. NCBI's taxonomy places the organism in Eukaryota, Metazoa, Chordata, Amphibia, Anura, Dicroglossidae. Bases 1 to 840 code for a protein of 279 amino acids. Gene Ontology annotation, molecular function: 4 iron, 4 sulfur cluster binding; oxidized pyrimidine nucleobase lesion DNA N-glycosylase activity; DNA binding. The record is from RefSeq and is a predicted model, not a curated record. Gene Ontology annotation, cellular component: nucleus. The transcript is spliced from 6 exons.